Messenger RNA from Cynocephalus volans (Philippine flying lemur), 990 nucleotides. Its product is annotated as olfactory receptor 5AP2-like. Gene Ontology annotation, molecular function: odorant binding; olfactory receptor activity; G protein-coupled receptor activity. Gene Ontology annotation, biological process: G protein-coupled receptor signaling pathway; sensory perception of smell. Gene Ontology annotation, cellular component: membrane. The coding region runs from base 1 to 990 and encodes 329 amino acids. The record is from RefSeq and is a predicted model, not a curated record. The transcript has a single exon. Lineage: Eukaryota; Metazoa; Chordata; Mammalia; Dermoptera; Cynocephalidae.
AUGCUAUGUUCCAACUUCUCUCUUACUGCAGCUCAAGUGAUUACAUACAUGACACAGGCCCAAGGCAGAAAUCAAACAAAAGUGACAGAAUUUAUCCUCUUAGGACUCUUGGACAAUCCAGAUUUGCAAGGUAUCCUCUUUGCAUUGUUUUUAUCAGUCUACAUGGCAACCAUGCUGGGUAAUUUGGGGAUGAUCAUAUUGAUUAAGAUGGAUCCCUGUCUCCACACCCCAAUGUACUUCUUUCUCAGCAGCCUCUCCUUUGUUGAUGCCUCUUACUCUUCUUCUGUCACUCCUAAGAUGUUGGUGAAUCUCAUGGAUGACAAUAAGGCCAUUUCUUUCAGUGGAUGUGCUGCCCAGUUCUACUUCUUUGGCUCCUUCCUGGAGACUGAAUGCUUCUUGUUGUCCAUGAUGGCAUAUGACCGCUAUGCAGCCAUUUGGAACCCCCUGCUCUACCCAGUUCUCAUGUCUGGGAGAAUUUGCUUCUUGCUAGUACCUACCUCAUUCCUAGCAGGCUUUGGGAAUGCAGCCAUACACACAGGGAUGACUUUCAGGUUAUCCUUUUGCAGCUCUAAUAGGAUCAAUCAUUUCUACUGUGACACACCACACCUGCUCAAACUCUCUUGCUCUGAUUCUCACAUCAAUGUCAUUGUGAUCAUGGCUUCCUCCAGUUUUAAUGUCAUCAGCUGUGUUAUGAUUAUUUUCCUUUCCUACCUGUGUAUCCUCAUUGCCAUCUUGACGAUGCCUUCAUUAGAGGGCUGGCACAAAGCCUUCUCCACCUGUGCCUCCCACCUCACAGCUGUCACCAUAUUCUUUGGGACAAUUCUCUUCAUGUACUUGCGCCCUUCAUCUAGCUACUCAAUGGAGCAGGACAAGAUUGUCUCUGUCAUUUAUACAAUUGUGAUUCCCAUGCUAAAUCCCCUCAUCUACAGUUUGAAGAACAAGGAUGUGAAAGAGGCCCUAAAGAAGAUCUUACAGAAGAACAUACUGUAA